Molecule: messenger RNA, 2793 nt
Organism: Rhineura floridana
Lineage: Eukaryota; Metazoa; Chordata; Lepidosauria; Squamata; Rhineuridae
Gene: HSF1
Product: heat shock transcription factor 1
Exons: 14
Coding region: 397-2046 (549 amino acids)
Biological process (GO): regulation of DNA-templated transcription
Molecular function (GO): sequence-specific DNA binding; DNA-binding transcription factor activity
Source: RefSeq, a predicted model, not a curated record
AGGGAGAAACUGCGUGACUAGCCGUUGUUUGGGAGUGCGGCGCCCGGAAGAGAGCCGCGGCAGCGCAUGCGCGUGGUUGCCGAAUCCGCAGCAAGAUGCCUGUUAAAGUCUAGGGCGGCCCGGCCGCGCUUUACUGCGCUUGCGCGGCCGGCCUCCCAUCCCAAGAUGGCGGCGGCCAUGCCUGACGGUUCUGAGGGGCUGAGUGCGCUGGGAAGAGGGGCCGGCUGUGGGAGCACCGGGAGCACCUUCAGCCGCUAGCCGCCGGGGCCGAGGCCGCGGCCCUUCACACGGGGGCAGAGGAGGGCGUGCUGCGUGAGGCGGGCGCGGCCUUGCCGACGUGAGAGCGAAGGCGGCCCGCGGAGGCCCAGGGAGGGGGUUUGGGGCCACGGUCGAGGCAUGGAGAGUUCCGGGCCCGUCGCGGGAGGGGGCAGCAACGUGCCCGCCUUCCUCACCAAACUGUGGACCCUGGUGGAGGACCCUGACACCGACCCGCUCAUCUGCUGGAGCCCGAGUGGAAACAGCUUCCAUGUUUUUGACCAAGGCCAGUUUGCCAAGGAAGUCCUUCCCAAAUACUUCAAACACAACAACAUGGCCAGCUUUGUACGGCAGCUGAACAUGUAUGGCUUUCGGAAAGUGAUUCACAUUGAGCAGGGUGGCCUGGUAAAGCCUGAGAAGGACGACACUGAAUUCCAGCACCCCUACUUCCUCCGCGGCCAGGAGCAUCUCCUGGAGAACAUCAAGAGGAAAGUAACUAACGUAUCCGGCAUAAAGAACGAAGAUAUCAAGGUUCGCCAGGACAGCGUGGCCAAGCUGUUGACUGACGUCCAGAUGAUGAAGGGCAAGCAGGAGAACAUGGACUCCAAGCUGAUAGCCAUGAAGCAUGAGAAUGAGGCGCUGUGGCGGGAGGUGGCCAGUUUGCGGCAGAAGCACACCCAGCAGCAGAAGGUUGUGAACAAGCUUAUCCAAUUCUUGAUUUCGUUGGUGCAGUCCAACCGCAUUCUCGGGGUGAAGAGGAAGAUCCCCUUGAUGUUGAAUGAUGGCAGUUCUGCCCACCCCAUGCCCAAGUAUAGCCGACAGUACUCUUUGGAGCACAUCCACGGCCCGUCCCCUUACCCCGCCUCCUCCCCAGCAUACAGCGGCUCGAACCUGUACUCCCCCGACUCCUCUGCCAACUCCGGCCCUAUUAUCUCAGAUGUGACAGAACUGGCCCAGUCCAGCCCCUCAGCCUCCCCCAGCAGCAGCCUCGACGGAAGGUGCAGCCCUGUGGUCCGAAUCAAAGAGGAGCCCCCCAGCCCAUCUCGUAGCCCACUGAUUGAGGAAGCCAGCCCCAUCAGCACUCCUGCUGUCGAAAGCCCCCUCUCUCCCUCCACCUUCAUCGACUCCAUCUUGCAGGAGGGUGAGCCCAGAAGCAGCAGAGCCGCGCCCUCUUCCGCCAGCAGCAGCACCACCACCGCUAUGCAGGCCCAGCCCCCCGAAAAGUGCCUCAGCGUUGCCUGCCUUGACAAUUUGGCUCGUACACCGCAGAUGUCUGAAGUCACCUGCCUUUUCCCCAGCCCUUCCUCUUCCUCACUGCACUGCAGACCACCGCAAGGAAAUGAGUUGAAUGAGCACUUGGACACUAUCGAUUCCAGCCUGGAUAACCUCCAGGCCAUGCUUAGCACCCACGGCUUCAGCGUGGACACGAGCGCCUUGCUGGACCUCUUUAGUCCUUCCAUGACUGUGGCGGAUAUGAACUUGCCGGACCUGGACAGCACCUUGGCCAGCAUCCAAGACCUCCUGUCCUCCCAGGAGCAACAGAAGCCGGCAGAGGCAGAAGACUCGUCAGCAGACACAGGCAAGCAGUUAGUGCACUACACAGCCCAGCCCCUCUUCCUGGUGGACUCGAGCUCUGUGGAUGUGGGCAGCGCAGAUAUGCCCAUUUUCUUCGAGCUGGGCGAAGGGCCCUGCUUCGCGGAGGGGAACGAGUACUUGGAGGACCCCGCCAUUUCUCUCCUGUCCGGGACGGAACCUCCCAAACCCAAGGACCCUGCUGCCUCCGAAAGCUGAGCCUGGGCGGAGUGGAAGGAAGACCAGACCGACUGCCGCCUUGCUUGGCUCCAGCAUUGCCGCCAGCUCCCUGCCCUCUUGGGCUCCCUGGGAUAGGAGCGUGUGUGCGCGCGUGUGUGAACACUUCAAGGUGUCUGGCCCCCACCCCACCCCCAGAUGGCCUCUGGAGCAGGCACCGUGGCUUUGAGGAAUGGCGGGGGUGCCAGGCUGUCUGCAGCAGUGGAAGCAGCGUGUUCCUUGCUUGCCAGCUGGGGGUCUCCAGUGCCCUUGGCCUGGGGCAUUAGCCGCCCACGCUGUGCCCUGCCCAGCCCUCUCGGCAGGAAGGAGAGUGAAGAGUGGUCACUUGAGAGGGGGAGGGGGAGGACGCUCCCUCCCUCCCACCAGGAUGGACUUGCUGGUUUUUCGAGAGAAAUACAAAUGCUCUCUCCCCCUGCUGCCCCAUGCAGACACAUGCGCGCGCACAGUCAGGGGCUCAAGGGCUGGGCCCCUUUUUCGCCUCGGCUGCCACGCGUGUUCCCAGAUGUUACGGGGCACCAGUGUGAGAAGCUCCCCACCCCACCCCCGGACACUCCCUUCCCCUCCCCCACUCCUCCCCCUCGGCUUAUAGUAAAGAAUUUGUACAUUUGCAUUCUGAUUGUUACUAGAAGAAAAUUGUAUUUUGGAUUUUUACACGAGAGAAGAGGCCCCUCCACCCCCCCCAACCUUCCUCUCUCCUGCGAUAUAAAUAUCUAUAUAUAUACGUUCAAA